This is a messenger RNA of Soboliphyme baturini, 471 nucleotides long. The record is from the annotation of a GenBank genome assembly. NCBI's taxonomy places the organism in Eukaryota, Metazoa, Nematoda, Enoplea, Dioctophymatida, Soboliphymatidae.
AUGCAGUUUAUGCUGCUGUUUAGUCGUCAAGGCAAGCUACGUUUGCAAAAAUGGUGUGUGUCUUAUACGGAGAAAAUGAAGAAAAAGGUCAUGCGUGACUUGAUCACGACGAUCCUGGCUCGCAAGCCGAAGAUGUCUGCCUUUCUCGAGUACCGCGACAUGAAGAUCGUAUAUAAGCGGUAUGCCAGCCUUUACUUUUGCUGUGCCAUUGAGCAGACUGACAACGAGCUGAUAUGCUUGGAAGUGAUCCACCGGUACGUCGAACUGCUGGAUAAGUACUUCGGAAGUGUAUGCGAAUUAGAUAUAAUUUUCAACUUCGAAAAAGCCUACUUUAUUCUUGACGAAUUUAUGCUUGCUGGGGAAGUACAGGAGACAAGUAAGAAACAAGUACUUAAAGCAAUCGCUGCCGAAGACCUCAUGCAAGAGGAAGAAACGCCUCAAGGAUUCUUCGAAGAUCACGGACUCGGUUAA